Molecule: messenger RNA, 1389 nt
Organism: Uncinocarpus reesii 1704
Lineage: Eukaryota; Fungi; Ascomycota; Eurotiomycetes; Onygenales; Onygenaceae
Exons: 3
Coding region: 1-1389 (462 amino acids)
Biological process (GO): signal transduction
Cellular component (GO): nucleotide-activated protein kinase complex; nucleus; cytoplasm
Molecular function (GO): protein kinase binding
Source: RefSeq, a predicted model, not a curated record
AUGGGGCGGUAUACAUUUCAAUGGUUACACCCAGCGCACGAGGUUUACGUUACGGGAACUUUUGAUAACUGGAGCCGGAGCGUCAAGUUAGAGAAAUCCGCAGAGGGCCAUUUCCGAAAGGACGUUGAGCUUCCAGAAACCAACGAGAGGGUACUAUACAAGUUCAUUGUCGACGGUAAUUGGACGAUAGACCCUUCUGCCCCUCAAGAGGACGACGGUAGCCAUAAUAUAAACAACGUUCUACAACCCGAAAUAGUAAAACCCUUACAUCCCUCAACCUCCGCUUCAACCAACGCGAUCGCGGGAACAGGAGGAACCACUGCCAUGUCUGGGAUAACACCGGAAUCCACAACAGCGGGCAUCGCUGGGAACAUCCCCAAAGAAACCAAUAACGCAACUGAAUCGGCACCAAGGAAGGUAUCGCAGUCUGAAGCUUCUGGCCCAGUCCCCUUCAUGUCGACUCUUGGCCCUGAGUCUACCACCGCACAGCUUGCCAAAAACGUCCCGCUGGAGCCCAAGAGAGAUACGCCCGGCGGAUUCCCGGAGACGCCAGGCGGGCAGACCCCGGGAAUGGACGAGCAAGUAUCAAUCAAUCCUCUACCAGCCACAGAUGGUAUUGGUAAUCCGAUUCAUUUGCAGCCGGGCGAGAAAGUACCCAAUCCUGAUAAGUCGAUUAACUCUGGAGUUACAACCGACAAAGCUGGAUAUGAGAAAGAUGCCAGCGACCCUUCUAUGGCGGCUUUAGCAUCAGCGCGAGGAUCCAUUGGCACCCAGCCUGUGCAAGUCAACCCACCAGUAACCGGCGGCGCCCCCAUAAUUCAGUCCGCUGCUCCUACUUCGACCACCGCUGCAUUAGCCGCCAAUGUUCCUCUAGAAAAGUCCAAAUCAACUGCACCAGGUAAUCCUCAUGAGCCGGCUCCCGAGGUCCCGGAGGUGGUCAAAAGGUCCCUUAGCGAUGCUCACAGGGACGCUGAAGCUGCGGGUUACGAAGAAGCCAUCAAGGAGAAGAAAGAGGUCGAACAAGAAUUGCUGCAGGACGUCAAGAGAGACGAUUCUGCUGGUGAACCUGCACCCGUGGUCACUGCAGCAACAUCUAGCAAGGCUCCUGCUGCAACGCAACCCCUGGCAAAAGGUGGAGAUGUGUCGCCAAGGACCCAGGAGCCCGCCGAAGGUUAUACAGCGGCCGCGCCUCCGCAGCCAACUGUGACCACCGGUCCUACAGAAACAACCGUUCCCAAGACCACGGGGCCAACGCAGGCUCAGCCGCAACCUUCUACGACCCAAGCCCAGCAACCAUCAACCACGAAGCAGACGGAAACUCCAAAAGACAAGAAAAAGAAGAAUCGAGUGAGCGGAUUCUUCUCCAAAUUGAAGGAAAAAUUAAAGUAA